Rotaria sp. Silwood1 is the source of this 3036-nucleotide messenger RNA. The record is from the annotation of a GenBank genome assembly. NCBI's taxonomy places the organism in Eukaryota, Metazoa, Rotifera, Eurotatoria, Philodinida, Philodinidae.
AUGGCACUGACUAUGGAACGUGUUGCUAUUGAUAAAUCUGGUACUCUUAGAUCAUUUUAUGAUGGAUAUCGAGAUACUGUAAAAGGAAAACUAAUUGGUAACUUCACGACAAAAUUUAUUUCAUGUAAAGAAUCACCAACAUGCUUAUUAAUCGAGGGUCGUACGCCUGAAAGUCAAAAUCUACUUGCAUUGAUGAAAUUCGACGCUGAAUUACGAUUGAGUAUAUACCUAAAGCUGGUUCCAGUGAAUGAAAUUGCUUCAUUGAUUAAUUAUCCUCGACGCAUUGAUAAAUAUACUCGUUUCUUAUAUUUUCAUCAGAGAACAUACACGGAAUCGUGUCAAGACAACUUGGACAACUUACAAACACCGUCAUUUUCUAAAACAUUUGCUACACAUAUUAUCACUGAAGUUGACUGGGGUAUAAAUAUUGUUAUUGUGCUGCAAUUAGCACCUGAUCAAGCUAUAAAGAUUGACUCCAUACUUGAAAAAAUAUGUAUCUCUUUAACACAUGAUACACAUGCGAUGAACAUGGAUGAAGAUGAAAAAGAUUUAUGUGAUAAUAUCAUAUCAACAACAGUCUAUUCGAAUAUAGAUGAGUUUACGAAAUUAACGAAAUUAGUUGAUGUGUAUCGGAAAAUAUUCAAAUUAAAGAAAGUUCGAAAUGAACAUCAGCGAUUAAACUACAUUCUGUAUCCGAUCAAAACUUUAUAUCCUGAAUGUAGUGAAGAUAAAGUAACAUUCAAGUUAGUUGAUCAGUCUGCUGCGGAAGCGUUAGAAUUCUAUUUACUUCAACAAUUCAAUGAACUUAAACUAUUACAUUUACGUCUUAAUCAUGAAUUACCUGAUCUAUUACAAGAUAAACUAGAAAAAAAGUUGAAAGAGGCUCAUAAAUAUCUUCGAGAAAUAAAUGAAAUGCAUGAACAACAACUUCAACAAAUUCGUGAAUUAGUCAUAGAAAUUCGCAAAGGAAUUAAUGUACAGAUUUCUAUUGAUAAACUAACCGAAUUAUAUUCACAAACAACAAUCAGCAAUUCUAUACAAAAAUUAACUAAAAUUCUUGAGAAAUUGGAAUCGAAAGGUGAAUUCAUUAAGAAUUUACAAAACGAUGGAUUUGAAUACUGUAAUGUUGCAAAUCUAGGCAUUGAAGAUAGAUUAGAACGAAGUCAAAUUCAAGAUAUACUUAUUGGUAAUGAUUCCAACAAAGUUAUAUUUCUUUCAAACGAUAAAUUUAGAGAUAAUGAUAAACAAACUUGGAUUGAAUUAUAUUCUGAAAUAAGCGAAGAACGUAAAAAGAAUCGUCAACUACGCCUUGUCUAUGCUGAUUUCACUUAUUCAACAUAUACAUUAAAAAAGAUGACUAUUGCCUUAUCGAAAGAUAUGAGAGCAAAUCAAAACCUAUCGAAUUUUCAAUCAUCUGAAAGUGAUGCGAAAAGAAAAUUUCCUUCUCCAACAUUUCCACCAUCGUCAGCUAAGAAGUUUGUUAAUAUACUUCUUCUUGGCGAAUCGGGUGUUGGUAAAUCAACUUUCAUUAAUGCUUUUGCUAAUUAUCUUCAUUUUCAAACUCUUGACAAAGCUCAACAAGGAAAACCAAUUGUUAUCAUACCUGUUUCAUUUAUAAUGACAAUUAAUGAUAAUUUUGAUGAAAAAAUAAUCAAAUUUGGUGAUAUUGAUUCAAAUGAAAAUUAUAAUGAUAUAGGUCAAUCAGUAACUCAAAAAUGUAAAUCUUAUGUUUUUAAUAUUUCUAAUGAAAAAAAAUUAUGUAUUAUUGAUACACCUGGUUUUGGUGAUACACGUGGUAAUAAGCAAGAUAAUCUUAAUAUGGAAGAAAUAUUUUCUUUUCUUCAUAAUAUUCCUUAUCUAAAUGGUAUAUGUCUUUUAUUUAAACCUGAAAUUAUAGAAUUACAUCCUUAUUUUCAUUCUUGUUGUACUCAAUUAUUUGAUUAUUUUGGUGAAAAUAUUCGUGAUUAUUUUAUAUUUUGUUUUACUAAUGCUCGUUCAACAUUCUUUGCUCCAGGUAACACACGAACAUUAUUAGAAACAUUCUUCGACUCAUUUCCUAUAAAGAAUAUUCCUUUUAAGAAAAUGAAUACAUUUUGUUUCGAUAGUGAAGCAUUUCGAUAUCUAGUUGCAAUACAAAAUUCAAUUAAGUUUGAUCCCAAUGAAAGAAAUGAAUUUGAACAAAGUUGGUUAAAAUCAGUUGAUGAAUCGAAACGUUUUCGUGAUUUUCUUUGUAAUCAAUAUUCAUAUCGUCAAAAUAAUGAAUGGCAAUCAAUUAAACAUGUUCAAUUUCAAAUUAAAAACAUAAUUCGUCCAAUAUUAGAAACUUUGCGAAAUCAUCAGCGAAAUAUGAUUUUGUAUAAGCACAAUGCAUCCAUUCAACUAAAAGCAACACAUAUGAAACAACCUACAAUGAUCUGCUAUGCAUACAAUCGUCAUCCUGAGAAUUAUGGAAAUAUUUGGAUAAUGCCAGAUUAUGUGCAUCAUUCAUUGGGCACGUGUACAUCACAUGAACAAAAACCAAUUGAAUAUACACUCAAUUAUGAAUUUCUUAACCAGAAAGUUGAUGAAUCAAUGGAUGAUUUACAACAUCAAUGUGAUGGUAUUUAUGAAAUAUGUACAAAAUUAUCUUACUAUUUAAUGAAAACAUCUCCGAAUACGAAAGAAGAUCUAUUUCUUAGUAAUAUCAAUAGAAUAAUCAAUGAAGAAAAAAUUAUAUAAAUGAGUGAACCAAAUGCAGUUUACGAUCUGAGCAAUCACUAUGGCUUACCAUCGGACGUAGCACAGGAAGCGUACGAGUUAUUUAUGAAACUUGAUCGUAAUCGUAGUGGUUCAAUUACAUUAGACGAAAUACAAGAAUGUCUGAAACUUGCGAAAAUACAAAUGGUCCAUACUAAUAGUGAUAAGACGCUCCUUAAAUUUAUGGAUUUCAAUGAAGAUGGUACUGUAUCAUUGAAUGAAUAUAUGAAGUUUAUGGCUGCUAUUCAUCGUAAUGAAUAUCAGGAGUUUAAAUUUCUUACUGAUGAUGUUAAACAGUGA